Hordeum vulgare subsp. vulgare (domesticated barley) is the source of this 1107-nucleotide messenger RNA. Its product is annotated as nuclear transcription factor Y subunit A-4-like. Gene Ontology annotation, molecular function: DNA-binding transcription factor activity, RNA polymerase II-specific; RNA polymerase II cis-regulatory region sequence-specific DNA binding. The coding region runs from base 122 to 883 and encodes 253 amino acids. Lineage: Eukaryota; Viridiplantae; Streptophyta; Magnoliopsida; Poales; Poaceae. The record is from RefSeq and is a predicted model, not a curated record. The transcript is spliced from 5 exons. Gene Ontology annotation, biological process: regulation of transcription by RNA polymerase II.
GGGGGCGCGCGGGGGGCAGAGAGGGAGCGCAAAGGGACGGCGGAGGAGGCAAGCUUAGCUUCCCGGGGCGGAGGCACCGAGAGACUAGGAGAGGACGGGAGGGAGGAGGCGCGUGGGAGCCAUGCUUCUCCCCUCUUCGUCUUCCUCCUACGAUCCCAAAGGUGACUCCUUUGGGAAAUCGGUUGACGAUUCUAUGAGGUCAACUUUGACUUUUGGGGAAAAGCAUUCUGUAUUUACAAGUCAAAACACUGACUAUGGCCAACCAAUGGCUUGCAUUUCAUACCCAUUCAGUGAUUCUGGUUCUGGAGUUUGGGCAGCCUAUGGGUCACAGGCCAUGUUCCAUCCCCUCACCGCGGGAGGAGGGUCAUCUGCAACAGCAAGGGUUCCCCUGCCUCUCGAAUUAGCGGCGGAUGAGCCCAUAUUUGUCAAUCCCAAACAAUACAAUGGGAUUCUCCGGCGAAGGCAGCUGCGCGCUAAGUUAGAGGCCCAGAACAAACUCACCAAAAACAGAAAGCCCUACCUCCAUGAGUCUCGUCAUCUUCACGCAAUGAAGCGAGCAAGAGGCUCCGGUGGACGUUUCCUCAAUUCCAAACAGCUCCAACAGCAGCAGCAGUCUGGCAGUGCCUGCACGAAGGCCAUUGCGGAUGGCGCAAAUUCCUUGGGCUCAACCUAUCUACGGCUGGGUAGUGGCGCAGCCGGAGAUCGACCCACCUCGGCAUCCAAGACGAUAUCCUCGCAGGAGAACAACAAGAGAGUGGCCGCACUGGCUCCCGCCUUCACCAUGAUUCCUGCGGCGCAGAAAGACGACGACUUCUUCCACCAUCACGGUCACCAUCUCAGCUUCUCUGGCCACUUUGGCCAGUCAAGCGAGCGGUAUACGUAAUAACGGGUCUUUGGUGACCCGGUGUGGUCUGAUGAUCAGGCAACUCAUCCUUGGCUUUAUUUCUGGCGUGUUAGGACUUCAGAGAUAGUGUACUACUGUUGUACUGCUGUUGUACUGCUUUGCAGCCCAUAAUUCUGGGCUUUAUGUUCGGUAUGCAAAUGUUGGUGUAAUGGUGUGUGUUGGAACAAAAGUUUUAUGUGUUUACAUGACAAUUUGUUGCGGAA